CGCCGUUCACUGCAUCUGUCAGUGUCGGCUGAUGGGCCAAGUAGUUUGUACAUGGAUUUAUAGUGAUUGUGUGUGAAAGUGGAAUUAAAAUGAAAAUUAAAACAGAUUUUUCGACCCAGAAAAUACCCGCCUGAAUCGCCCAUGGCCCUGGACGAUCCACUGAAAGGACUUAUAAAUAAUCAAUCGAAUAACCACACUUCUAAUGACCUUUCGUUUAAUGAACACUCCUUUAGCAGCUCCCCGUUAGACAGCCCAUCCUUACACAGCCAGUCGGUAUACCCCGCCUGUAUCGCAGGUUCUUCCAAAGACCUCUUAAACUAUACCCAAAACGACGACUCGGAUUGGCCACUAACCUACGAUUUUCCGUUGGCAUCAUUAGUUGAAUUGGAAGAAGAAGAAUUCGCUGAUGAUAUGGCACUCCACGAGUCUCCGAUAUUGCAACCACCUGCAAACUCACCGGCGCCGCAGUCCUUCCACGACUCCUUGAGUGGCAGCACUAUAGCUGCACCAUACGCUGAAAUGGAAGACGACUACGUCGAUGCGGAUGAUUUUCAGGACUCCGUCGAUCAUCACGCCAUCCAGUCCAUGGAUCUGGGCCGUGCCUUGGAGGAUUGUGAAAGAGCUAUAAGACUUUUUUUCAAUAAUCAGCUAGAUAGUGCUCUUGCUAUAAUGACUCCAUGGAAAGAAACUUCCUUGUAUCACGCUCACGGAGCUACCAUAUUGGAAUUUAUACCAGCCGCACUCACAUUAGAACCAACACAAAUACAACGUGCAAGAGAUGCGUUGGAUCACACCUUAACGCUUUGCGCACAGUUACGCAGGAGCUACACGUUAGUCCAAUCUCUCGGCUCUAUCAUCAAGACGCCAAAUUACGGUGGAUACUCGGAAGAAGAGGCUCAUGCAGAGCUGGUGCACGCUGAGGCGGGAUUGCUUAGUGCUUGUCUCCUCAUCAUCGAAAACGAGGAUAUGACUGGCCUUGUUCGAGCCUCGCUGCGAGUCAAGGGCUCCUACGAUGACUAUAGAACAUGUGCCAAGAUUUUGGCCGCGAAAACUUGGAAAGACAAAGCAUCGCGGGCGCAUUUUGAGAGCGGCGUUCGUCUAGGCCUUGCGACUUUCAAUGUCAUGAUAGCUAUGUUGCCACCAAGGCUUAUUACUUUGCUCCAAUUUAUAGGCUUUUCUGCCGAUAAGGAAAAAGGUCUACAAGAACUUUCCAAGGCAGCCAAAUCUCCUGGACUACGCUCAGUGCUGUGCGAGCUUACCCUGCUGGUAUACUACCUUGUUAUUGGACACUUCGCCGCCAUUCCACCAGACUUCAAUGCAGCUGAGAAGAUAAUUUCAAAAUCCCUCAAAACAUACCCUGACAGUGUAUGGUUUCUGAUGUUCAAGGCGCGAACACAAUUAUUACGAGGAAAGACCGUUGAUUCCAUAGAAACAUAUCAGACCACAUGCCGGAUGAGGGAUUUGUGGCCACAAAUGAAACACCUUGCGUACUGGGAGCUUGUCUGGGCGUUUGCAAUGCUGAGAAAGUGGACAAACGCUGCGGAAUACGCCUCGUUUUUGGAACACGAGAGCAAAUGGUCUCGAACUAUUUACAUGUACGCACAGGCAGCGAUGCUCAUUCAAACUGCACCACACUCUCCUAAUGAACGCAAGUGUAUAGAUGGGUUGCUAUCGAAUGCGCCAAGUUAUAAACAACGGCUCCUUGGGCGGUCUUUGCCAAUGGAGAAGUUCGUUCUUCAUCGAUGUGAGCGGUGGGCCAAGCGUGGUUACUUAAUUCUCCCGGGAGUUGAAUGGUUGUAUUUAUGGAAUAUAUUUCCCGCACUAGCUGCCGACAAUGACAAUGCCGACUUAAUGCUGAAGGUUAUAGAGAAGACUUGUAACAACAUAAAAAAGUCGUUAGCUGAAAAAGAAAAAAACAAAAAAGCGAAAAAUGUCAAAUCGCCAGUAAAGGUCGUAACUGAUACUAUUGAAUACGAUGAAGAUGAUCUGGCGCUUGCCGAGUUUUUAAGAGGUAGCCUCCUGAGUGCUAUGGCAGUACCUCGUCAAGGCAUUCAACAUCUCGAAAAUGUAUUACAAUUGAAAGAUAAAAUACAGGAGCAUAAAUUUCUACUUCCCUAUGCGACUGUAGAAAUAGCAUCCUGUCACUACAAACUUGGAGAUUCAGAACGCGCUAUGGCAUUGUUACAAGACGCCAGAAAAAAAUAUUCGAGCUACCUACUCGAAGCUCGCUUGCACUUCCGGAUACAUUCAAAACUGGAGUACAUGCGCGCUGGUGUCGAUGAAGUACCGAAAAAAUCUACCGAAGCGAUUCCCAUCACAGGUGCUGACAUUAUUGCGGCUAGGAAAGCCAAGAAAGAACCGAAGAAGAGCACAAAGGACGAAGCAAGCCCUCAUUCCAAUGGGAAAUCGGAGCAGAACUCAACAUCAAAUUCCAAUAGUUCGACCACAUAUACGACUCGAUGCUCAGACUCUAAAGAUAAUGCAAGCUCGGUUCAGAAAUCGAAUAAAGAUGUCACACACGGCCUAGAAGCAAGCGAGACUAUUAAUCCAGUACCGGGACCAAGCUCAGCUAAAAAUGUAGGGCCACCUCUGCGCUUAAAUAUGAUGAAACACGAUCCAAUAGUAAAUAGACCUCACUCAAGCAUAAGUUCAAUGCCCAGUUCAAGUUCUAGACCGGAUACAAACAUGAUUGCAGGACCAAUGCCAACCACAAGUUUCGCGUCAAGAAACGUUGUCCACGUUCUAGAAACGCCUAUUUGUAAGCCGGUGACAAGUGCAACCCACCCGGAACUUCCUAGCACAAGUGGAGUGGGACGAAGUUAUGUUAAUAGAAAUGUGCCAAAUACAGAUAUGGAUUUAAUUACUCCAGCUGAUCCAAAAUCGAGCACCAUCGAAAACGCCUGUACGAGCAAUGAAGACAGUAAGAAACAAAAAAGCUCCUGAAGAAAAUCUUGGGGUAGACUAGGCUUCCGCCGUGUCUCCCUUAAAGCAGCGAAAUAUUUUCUCUGUCCCGCAUUUUUUCCGGGUCUUAGGAGGCCUGAUUACCAAUUGAAUAUUUAAAUGCAAUUCACGUAUUUCCAGGCAGUUGCCAGGUACUCAUUAUCUUUUGGGUUACCUCCUGUUAAGUUAUUAACUCAUAAAACAUUUAACUGAUAUGGUAAAUGUAUGUUUGCAAAAGUUUUUAAGAAUGCAACACCAUUUUACGAACAACGUGUAUAAUUUUCAUGCGUUUCUAACACUAUUUCCAUAAUCCAAAAUAGUACCUAUGAUUGUUAAUUUUUAGGGCUCCUUUUUUAAGAGCCCUAAAAAUUUGUAAAUUAGUAACAUAGUUUGUUGGAAGUUAUCUCUGACAUCUAACUAUAUUACCGUUAUCAGGACCUGGACCAGACCAAACUUUUGCUGGCAAUAGUAUAUAACUAUAAUUAUUCAAAAUUCAAAAUUCAAAAUUUCUUUAUUCAUGUAGGCCUAUCACAGGCACUUAUG
Molecule: messenger RNA, 3483 nt
Organism: Pararge aegeria (speckled wood butterfly)
Lineage: Eukaryota; Metazoa; Arthropoda; Insecta; Lepidoptera; Nymphalidae
Product: tetratricopeptide repeat protein 39B-like
Exons: 15
Coding region: 142-2943 (933 amino acids)
Molecular function (GO): protein binding
Source: RefSeq, a predicted model, not a curated record